Molecule: messenger RNA, 2577 nt
Organism: Phlebotomus argentipes
Lineage: Eukaryota; Metazoa; Arthropoda; Insecta; Diptera; Psychodidae
Gene: Rnp4F
Product: squamous cell carcinoma antigen recognized by T-cells 3
Exons: 5
Coding region: 88-2577 (829 amino acids)
Molecular function (GO): protein binding; RNA binding
Source: RefSeq, a predicted model, not a curated record
GUCAUUGCGGCGUUGCACUUUUCGACGAGUUCGCCGCGCGUCAAAACCGCGAUAUAAACACUGCGUGGGAGCAUCUUUUGCGGAAAAAUGAGUGAUCCUGAGGAUAUAGACAUGGAAUCUUCCUCAUCUUCUGGGGAUUCGGAGGAAAAUGAGGCCGAUUGUGAUCAAUGGUUUGACACCAACUCGUUUUCAUGUGCACUAGACGGAGGCUACCGACCGGAUUUGACCAGCAAGAGUGCGGAAUAUAUGGAGGAAAACACACAUUUGCUGGGAAUGUUUAUGGAAGCCGAAGAUCCGGACAAAGUGGUGACAUUCAAGAAAGACUACCAAAAUCUGAUGGAAUUGGCAUUUUACCUGGACAAUCUGGAGAUGAUUAGGAAGUGCUGCAAGACGGCGUUUGCCAAAUUUGGCUAUGAUGACUUCAAGCUGCUGGUUUGGCUGUACAGGGAAUUGCGAGAGUGGGAGACCACGAAGAAUGACUCAAUCCUCGAGUGCAUCUAUAACAUCUUCAAGGAAGCGCUGUCGCAGAAGUACUCCUCAAUCAUCGUGUACAAAUUCAUCCACUUCGCGCCAUAUUCUGCACACAAGGAGGAGAUUUGGAGGAAGAUUCUGGACGUGUACUUGUACGAUUUUACCGCCACGGCAAAGUACGUGAGCUUCUGGAAGGAUUUCUAUCUGGAAGAUCCGCCGGACAAUGUUGAGAAGUGCCAGAAAGUCAUUGAUGUGUACACAAAAGCUCUCUCAAUACCACAUCUAGACAGCGAGGGGACAUUGAGGGACUUUCAGGAGCUCUGCAGCGAGAGUCCGGAGCAGUAUCGCGUGGAUUGGGAAGCAAUUGCGGAGAAGCAUCGCGUGGCAAGUGCAAAGUUCCAGUCAAUCGCGCCACAUGAGAGUGCAGUGAUUGACGCUGCGGACGUGGAGAAGCCACGGAUGUUCAGAAAGUACCUGGAAGCGCCUGAAACGGCGUCCUUCGAUAGGAAGUGGGUGCAGUUCAUCUACGAGCGCAUGGUUGGUGAAUGUGCGCUGAUUCCUGGCUGCUGGAUCGCCUAUGUUCGCUAUCGCCAGGACUUGGACGACGUGACAGACUCUUCGGGACAGUUCUUCAACCAAUCCGCCCUGGAGAUCAUAAACAGAGCGCUGAUCUUCACGAAGACCAGCGAAGAUCUCUUCUCAAUUAAGAUGGAAUUGGUGGAGAGCAACAAUUUCACCGUCACGCCACUGCUUACCGUUAUGGAUGACGCCUUGCGGGCGCCUUUUUCGUCUCCGGAUCCACACACAAAUCUCUGGAUAGAGUAUCUCACAAUCCUAAGGCGUCACACGAGCACAGAUUCGGAGGAGGGAAGGCAGCUGUUGAGGAGGAACUUCGAAAAUGCCUGGGAAUCGCUGAGUCAACAGUGGGGAAACUUGGCCGAUCAGAAUGGAGAGAUUCUGAAGAUGUGGGCAAAUCUGGAGUACACAGACUUGGGCGAUCCGGCAAAAGGGAAAUCGCUGUGGCAGGAAGUGAUGAGUUUUGGGGACAAUUCCACCAGAUCGGCCACUUGGCUGGAGUUUAUUCUGCUGGAGAAGCAGAAGAAUCCCCCAGGAGCGCGAAAGAUUUUCAAGAAGGCCAUAAAAUUGCCAGAAUUGAUGGAUUCUGAUGUUCUGGCCAAUGCCUGGGUGAGAUUUGAGAGACUGCACGGCUCCAGGGAGAAUUUGCAGUACUGCCAAACGCUGACAGAGGAAAUCAUGGCGGAGAGGGAGAAGAACGAGCGAGAAGAGGAGAAUCGGAGGAAGAAGAAAGUCAAGGAUCUCAAGAGAAAGCCCAAGGAGAGUCCUGGAAGAGAAUCGGCGCCAGUGAAGAAGCCGAAAGUCGAGGUGAAGCAGCCAGAAGUGCCACAAAAUGUCACGCCGUCUUCCUCCACGCGAGAUCCCACCAAGGACAACGUGACCAUCUUCAUGAGCAAUCUGGACUACAGCGUCACUGAGGAUGAGAUUAAGACGGCAUUCCCGGAGCUCAGUGCGGUGAAAAUUGACAUGGUAAGGAGCUCGAGUGGGAAGAAUCGGGGAUUUUGUUACAUCGAAUUGGAGACUGCGGAGAAAGUGCAGGAAGCGCUGAAGUUCGACAGGCGGCCGAUCAAUGGGCGUCCUGCCUACAUCUCUGGGUGUCUCAGGGAGCGCGGGCAGCGCGAGAAGAUCUUCAAGUACUCCGAACAACUGGAGCCGACGAAGCUGUUCAUUAAGGGCUGCGGUGGCGCCACGAAAGAGGAGCUGGAAGAGAUUUUCAAGCCUUACGGAGAACUCAAGGAUGUGCGCGUGGUGUUUCACAAGAACGGCAAUCCCAAGGGCAUCGCAUAUGUGGAGUUCGUGGAAGAAACGGCAGCGAGUGCAGCUCUGCUGAAGGUCGAUCAGUAUCAGCUGGGAAAGAACACUCUCAGCGUCUCCAUCUCGGCUCCGCCGCAGCGCGGCCAGCCCAGGAAUGUGCAGAAGGUGGAGAGCCUGGGAGCGGCCAAGCGCCUUCUCCAUCCGGGCGAGAUGCGGCCACGGAUGGCCUUCAUUCCGCGCUCAGUGCAGCAGAAGAGCACCAAAAACGGCCAAUAA